Molecule: messenger RNA, 341 nt
Organism: Ceratitis capitata (Mediterranean fruit fly)
Lineage: Eukaryota; Metazoa; Arthropoda; Insecta; Diptera; Tephritidae
Product: ceratotoxin-D-like
Exons: 2
Coding region: 97-312 (71 amino acids)
Source: RefSeq, a predicted model, not a curated record
CCUCAGGGAUAAUUGUAGUUUUCACUGUUACUGUAAUCAAGUAUUUAGUAUAAAUACGAGGAUCACACCUUUUGCCAAAUCAGAAGUCAAUUCACCAUGGCCAACCUUAAAGCUGUUUUCCUAAUCUGCAUCCUUGCAUUCAUUGCCUUCCAUUGUGUAGUAGGUGCACCAACAGCCGAAGAUUCCAUUGUGGUUAAACGGAGUAUUGGUACCGCAGUUAAAAAAGCUGUCCCGAUUGCAAAGAAGGUUGGAAAGGUCGCCAUCCCCAUUGCGAAGGCUGUCCUUUCUGUUGUUGGUCAGCUUGUAGGAUAAAAUAUCUUUUGUGAAUAAUAUAAAUAAAA